UAUGCAAUUGACCAGAUGGCAGUAUCUGGCAACUGCUCCGCUCAAAUAAAUAGUACAGCGCGUUGGUCGAGAGGCACAGAUCAGGUGUGGCAAGUGAAGACAUCUCACAGAAAAAAAAUAACAGUCCUUGACAAAAUGACGGUUUUCUCAGCUCUGUGUUUGGUGGCUGUGGUAGCCGCGGCCAUCGCAGCUCCUAGCGACCCCGCUGUGUUAGUGCCCCACGUGUCCCCGAUUGCCCACAGUCAGUCUAGCGUCAUUGCCUCAGUACACGACUCGGAGAACCAUGAAGAACCUGCCUCCACAGACGAGGACGAACACGUCUUCGGAGGUUCUCGUCACACAGUCGUCGGCAGUGUUGCAUCGAGUCCCGACCGUGGAGUUUUCGGAAGUCGACCCACCAGAACUGUUACUUUGGAGGCUAACCGCCCCGUUGUUGGCGGCCCAUCUGUGUUAGUGCCCCACGUGUCCCCAAUUGCCCACAGUGAGUCUAACGUCACUGCCUCAGUACACGACUCGGAGAACCAUGAAGAACCUGCCUCCACAGACGAGGACGAACACGUCUUCGGAGGUUCUCGUCACACAGUCGUCGGCAGUGUUGCAUCGAGUCCCGACCGUGGAGUUUUCGGAAGUCGAUCCGCCAGGUCUGUUACUUUGGAGGCUAACCACCCCGUUGCAGGACACGACGCCGGCAGCUCCCACGACGAGACCUCCGGCAGCAGCGCCAGCCUGAAGCCACACAGGCAGGAAACCACCACUCGCCGCGGAAUCCCUAUUCCUGUCGUCCUCGGUGAUGACGGCCGACCCAUCGCUCAGGCACAGGUCGGACAUCCAUCUCUAGCUGUGACCCACGGAGACGCCCACGACACCGAGGCAGUGACUGAGCACGAUGAGGAGGCACACGAAUCGUCUGCCGAGGAAGAGGAUUCAGAACAUAGCUCUCAGGUCAGUCACCAUUAAAAUCAGCUUCGUCACUUGACCCAGCUUGACCUCCUGCAACCCUUACAGGGCAUUGCCGCGAGAGUGCCCUGAGCGCUUUGCUCACCAACGCUGCAUUUCAAAACAAACAAAAAAAAUGUAUAAACAAUAGCUGAGCUAUAUUCUGUUCCUGUUUUUGUUAACUGAUUGUGUUUGUCGUUUGAAGGAAUACACUGUUACAUCAUAAUACCUCUGAGAAAAAAUAUGUUCGUGUGAACAAAGCUCAAAGGCUUCGAACACGACUGGCUUGUGAAUGAACUGCUUUGCUUCGUUCACUCGAACACUUUUCCAGAGAAUGUCCUUGUUUGUGUGUUGUCUGUGUUAAAACAUCAUUUCAUUUCAUCUGUGGAAUGUUCCCACCUAGAUCUGUCUGUUCUUUUAGUAUUAUUUGUGUAUUUUCUUUGUAUCACGGUUACUCGUGAUAUGUAAAUUAACAGUGAGCAGCUAUUUGAUCAUUGUGUAUCUUGGACUGUUAAUUCCAUUGGUUAAUUAAUUCUGUAAAACCAAAAAAAAUCUAAAUAAAGACCAGAUAUGUAGCUUU
Penaeus chinensis is the source of this 1516-nucleotide messenger RNA. RefSeq lists its product as uncharacterized. The transcript has 9 exons. The coding region runs from base 16 to 957 and encodes 313 amino acids. NCBI's taxonomy places the organism in Eukaryota, Metazoa, Arthropoda, Malacostraca, Decapoda, Penaeidae. The record is from RefSeq and is a predicted model, not a curated record.